AUGUCAUCAAGCGGAGUGGAAACGGCAUCGCAGAGCCCGCUGCUCUCCUCCAGCUUCUGUUUCAGCCCCUGGUCCUGUGUUUGUGCUCAGGGUUGGUCAGCGGCUGUCUGGAACCGCCUCCCCGCCGCCACCGCCACCGCCUCCGGAAGCUCCGCCCCCGAACCGUGGCUCCUCCCCGGCUGCAGCUCCGUCUUUGACAGCCUGGUCAGUAACGCGUCUCCGAUUCCAUCUUCUCCUGCUGCCAGCGGCCUGAGAGGACGAGAACGAGCUGCCGUCGCCAAACCUCGCAGGCCGUCCAUCCUGGAGCGUUGCAUCCUCAAAGUGUCGACCAGCAGUGUGGCGGUGGGGACGGAUGACGUGGACAAGAGGACCCCCUUCGGACGCUGCUACCCCCGACUGCCAGACCCGACAAACGCCGAGACAAACGCUGCGGUUCUGAAGCGACGGCAGAAACAGAUCCAGUACGGCAAAAACACCAGCGGCUACCAGAACUACCUGCAGCAAGUCCCCAAGCACCUGAGGGAUCCUAAGCUCCACCCGUCCACUCCCAACAAAUACAGGAAGUACAGCCGGCGCUCUUGGGACAUGCAGGUGCGCCUGUGGAGGCGAGCGCUGCACCUGUGGGACCCUCCAACCAACGCACUGCCCGAUGCCACAGACACCCAGGAUCCAGUGGAGCAACUGCAGAACCAGCUGGCGAAGAUGACCUCUGAGCUCUGUGAGGAUGGAGGAGACGAACAGAGAGAGAAGGAGACUCCAGCAGCCUCUAAAGCCUCCUCCAUGUCUCCUCUAUUGGCCUCAUCCAUGGAGCCGACAGGAGCCUGGACCGUCCCCCAGUCACCGCAACUGCAGACGAGCCGCCGCCGUCUUCGCUCUCCUCCUGGCUUCAGCUACUCCCUCAGGAGUCGACUGACCGACGACAACAUGGCCGACUGGCUACCCCCUUUUCUGCUGGACGACGACCAUGCUCAAGAUUUCGGCUCUGAUGACCAGCAGGUUCCAGUCUUUUCCGACCAGCUCCUGUGGAAUCUGUACUGA
This is a messenger RNA of Acanthochromis polyacanthus (spiny chromis), 1038 nucleotides long. It is a transcript of the gene slbp2, whose product is annotated as stem-loop binding protein 2. Gene Ontology annotation, cellular component: histone pre-mRNA 3'end processing complex; cytoplasm. Bases 1 to 1038 code for a protein of 345 amino acids. The transcript is spliced from 9 exons. Gene Ontology annotation, biological process: mRNA 3'-end processing by stem-loop binding and cleavage; mRNA transport. Gene Ontology annotation, molecular function: mRNA binding; histone pre-mRNA stem-loop binding. NCBI's taxonomy places the organism in Eukaryota, Metazoa, Chordata, Actinopteri, Pomacentridae. The record is from RefSeq and is a predicted model, not a curated record.